GAUAGUAAAAGAUACCAGUUGAUUAACAACACACAUGUGACUCUGACAUGCCCACUAUCUCUUGGCGGUGAGCGCAUGUGUAAUUAAUGAAUGAUUGGUGAUAACUAUUUUUAAAAGCAGAACUACAGUGUAUUUAUGAUACAUUCGCAGCAAAAUAUGGACAAAGAGAUGCCCGACUUUUGAUCGCACUGGACGAGUGGUUGUGAAAGUGAAAGUGUCUUCUCUAAAGAACCAAACAUGUCUCCGUGCCUUGGUUUUCUUCCUAUUUCCAUGGUUUUGCUUGCUUCUGGUACUUUUAUCAUAUCGUAUAUCAUUGCUGUAGUACGAGGAGAUGUUUCAGCAGCAUUUCCAUACAUCAGUGACACUGGUGCUGAAGGUCCAGAGAGUAAAGUGUUUGCUCAGUUUCUCAACAUCUCCAGUUUCCUGGCUCUCUGGACGAUGUAUGUGCGGUAUAAAAUCAUAAUUUGCCUCGGGAGCGGUGAGGAUCGAUGGCUGCGAAACAUGAACCGUUUUUCAUUUGUACUUGGUGUCUUAGCUGCUCUUGGUUGUUCCAUGGUGGCCAACUUCCAGGAGAGGACUGAAGUUGAGGCAGUUCACUUCACAGGAGCGUUCAUGGUUUUCAUCGGUGGAUUUAUCUACACUUGCCUCAUGACGGCCAUUACGUACCACAUGUACCCAGACUACAAUGGGCUGUACAUCGGCAGAAUACGUCUCGCCAUUAGUGUCGUCUGUCUUGUAUCGUUAAUUAUCACUGGAGUAGGUGCAGGAAUAGCAAACUACCAGUCUACCGGGUCUUUCCACCGCCACUCUGAGUUUCACUGGAACCCUGGUGAUGAUGGCUAUGCCGCUCACGUGACCAGCACAGCUGGAGAAUGGUCCAUGGCGUUGACAUUUCUGUUUUUCUUUUUCACCUACGUUCGGGAAUUUAACAAGUUUGAUCUGAGUGUCCGACUUCAGGCUCUUGUGCGCCACAUGGAUGAAGAACCGUUAGUGGUGCAAUUGGGAUCUGAUGAGCGUACAGCCCUGUUGCAUUAAGUAGUAACUGGACAAUACAUUUGUUUUUGACUUAUUGGUCAAAUACAAAAUAAUAGAUCUAUGUUCACAAGUAGUAAAUUUAUUACCAUUAUUGUUAUAUUUGAUAGUGUUAUGAGAAUCGUAGUCAUAGACAAGGAUAGAGAGAAUUCUUAACUUAGGUGAAUCAGGGGUGGGAAUUCUCCUCAUUCAUGGAACAUUGCGUUUCCUCGCAUUUUAAUUGUCCUUUACUACAAAAUGUGUCAGAUGGCACAGAUUUUAACCUAGGAUUUCAAAAAUUUCCGGGACCCCUCUAGAUUUCCUUUUUUUUUUUACAGUUCACCAAUUCCCACCCCUGGUGAAUCAAUCGUGGCAAUUUGGUGACAGUUGUAGAUAUGUUUUGGCUUUGUUUUGUAUUUUCACAUUAAUUCAGGUUACUCAUCAAGUUAUUGCUCCAUUUUAUACACAGAAUAACUAGUUAAUGCUUUAUGCUAACAGCUUUAUCCUGCAAUUCAACAAGAAGAGUCAUAAAAUGUUAAUGUGUUUACCACCACACAAAACUAUAUUUUUAUAUAUUGUAUUGAUACUAAUGAUGUAAAUAAUGUCUACUUGGAAACCUAGUCUGAAGUAAAUUUAAUACAAGCUUAUAUUUUAUGGCAAAUCAUGUUUAGUCACUGACUAAAUAAUGUUGCAAAAAAAAUUUAUAUAGAGAAUAAUAAGCGAGUGAAAUAAUUUUCAGUUGUCACGAGCUUUAGCGAGUGACAAAUGAAAAUUAUUUCACAAGGGACAUAAAUUUGAUAAUAACUGGUACCGAG
Molecule: messenger RNA, 1826 nt
Organism: Gigantopelta aegis
Lineage: Eukaryota; Metazoa; Mollusca; Gastropoda; Neomphalida; Peltospiridae
Product: DNA damage-regulated autophagy modulator protein 2-like
Exons: 7
Coding region: 238-1035 (265 amino acids)
Source: RefSeq, a predicted model, not a curated record